GGACUAGAGACCCUCGAAUGAUCGGCUUUGAAUUGUAUAGUGAACGAGUGGGUGAAUGACUGAGUGAGCUAUAGGAACGAAAUAUACCGUGAGGACUCUGCUGAUGAUUUGAUUGGAUAGAUGAUGAGACGGGUGAUCAGAAAGAAGUAAAUGUAUUUUUAUGAAUAAGAGACGGAGCGAGGAGAGGAUUGCACAUCUGGAAAUGCUGGUAUUCGUCAUUCGAUAUUUUCAGCAAAUGAAUUGAACAACACAUUUUGUUGUACAACGUUGUCUGGAAAACAUCUCCCUUCCCUCUGGCAGAAGAAUCGCAGUGUGUUUCAGUUGGACAGACUGGACAGAGUGCAGCCGACACAGCGACGGUGUGAGUGGAGCAGAGAGAACCGAGGAUGGGGGGCGGAGGUCAGCAGACGGAGUCAAGCGAGCCGGCCAAGGGUGACGGGGUUGGGCCCGAUGGAGGGCGAGGUGGCAGUGCAGUCUACACCUGGGAAGAGGUCCAGAAGCACUGCCACAGAAGCGACCAGUGGUUGGUCAUCGACAGGAAGGUCUAUAAUAUUACCCAGUGGGCGAAGAGACACCCUGGGGGCAUCAGGGUCAUCAGUCACUUUGCUGGAGAAGAUGCCACGGAAGCAUUUUCCGCAUUCCAUCCCGAUCCUAAUUUUGUCAGGAAGUUUCUGAAGCCGUUGCUGAUUGGAGAGCUGGCACCGACAGAGCCCAGCCAGGACCAUGGGAAAAAUGCAGCUCUGGUGCAGGACUUCCAGGCCCUGCGUGACCGUGUAGAGAGGGAGGGUCUCCUCCGUGCCCGCCCCCUCUUCUUCAGCCUCUACCUGGGCCACAUCCUGCUACUAGAGGCCCUGGCUUUGGGCCUGCUCUGGGUCUGGGGGAGCAGCUGGAGCCUCACACUGCUCUGUUCCCUCAUGCUGGCCACGUCUCAGUCCCAGGCUGGCUGGCUGCAGCAUGACUACGGCCACCUGUCGGUCUGCAAGACAUCCAGCUGGAAUCACAUACUGCAAAAGUUUGUCAUUGGACACCUAAAGGGUGCCUCUGCUAACUGGUGGAACCAUCGUCACUUCCAGCACCACGCUAAGCCCAACGUGUUUAGUAAAGAUCCUGAUGUCAACUCACUGCAUGUCUUCGUCCUGGGAGACAAACAGCCUGUAGAGUAUGGUAUAAAGAAGUUGAAGUACAUGCCCUACCAUCACCAACACCAGUACUUCUUCCUCAUUGGACCUCCACUACUUAUUCCAGUGUAUUUCCACAUCCAGAUAUUGCGGACCAUGUUUUUACGACAGGACUGGGUGGAUCUGGCGUGGGCGAUGACUUUCUACCUUCGCUUCUUCUGCUGUUACUAUCCCUUCUUUGGUUUCUUUGGCUCAGUAGCAUUGAUCAGCUUCGUCAGGUUUUUGGAAAGCCACUGGUUUGUAUGGGUGACCCAGAUGAAUCACCUUCCGAUGGAGAUAGAUCACGAGAGACACCAGGACUGGCUCACCAUGCAGUUGAGUGCUACUUGCAACAUUGAACAGUCAACCUUCAACGACUGGUUCAGUGGACACCUCAACUUUCAGAUUGAACACCAUCUGUUUCCUACCAUGCCCCGUCAUAACUACCACCUGGUGACUCCUCUGGUUCGUGCUUUGUGUGAGAAACAUGGAGUUCCCUACCAGGUCAAGACUUUGCAGAAAGGCAUGACUGAUGUUGUCAGGUCACUGAAGAAGUCAGGGGAUCUGUGGCUGGAUGCGUAUCUCCAUAAAUAAAUCCCUUCCUGACUCUGGACGGGAUUUAAUCCAUCGCAGAUUAACGACCUGCGAACAGAGAGGACAUUUCCUGGAUGUUUUUGAUGAUAAUGAUCGCUGCAAACAUUAUUGUGAUCUAAUUGUUUUAAUCCUUGUCAGCAGUGAAUGGGGAUCCAUAGCAUAAAUAGAGGGUUUAUAUAGUAGGGCCAGGCGUUUUUUUUUUUAAACAAAAUGUAUUUAUUGACCUAUAUUUCCAGCAUUAUCCACUGGGUUUGAUGCAGGCAGAAAAUCCUAGGAAAUGCUCUGUAAUUGACACAAGUCUCAGUCAUUCCAGUCUGGUUGUCCAUUCGUUUCUGGUGGAGGGAUCGCCUGAACCAGUGGAGACGCAGCAUAUAAUGUUUAUUUCACAAAACCUAUUAUUUGGCAAAGAAUUCUAUUUGUAGAUCAGUGAUUUUACACCUCGUUUUUCUCAAGCUGAUCGCCUCCAACAGACUCAAUCCCUGAUCACAGGGGGUUAUAUAAAUGGGGCAAUUAGGACACUUGCAGGGGAAAGACUAUGAAUCAAAGCAGAAAAUAUAAGUGUACGAUAAAAAAUCUCUAUCGCUUGAAAUUCCCCGCUGGGAUGUUCUUUGCAGACGACAAUAUAUUCUGCAAAACCUGAAAUUUAGCGUCACAUUUUAAAUGGAAAAGCAGGAUAGACAGGAUAGACAGCCAUCUGACAUAAUUAUGCCGUCUCAGAAGAAUGCUUCAACCUUGAAAGGUUGUGGGGGAUAUACUGUGAAACAGUCUCCUCCUUACAUAACAAGACAACAUCAAUCAACAACAAUAUUUCACGACGUCUUCGUUGUCUGUUAUUAACAUAUAGGCAUUUUUGUAUCCGAAAAUGUAGAGGGUGGAAUAUAGACUAUUUUCAGAAUACUAAUGGCUCGCCUAUUUUCAUUGACUAUAGAAAUAACACAUUUUAUCCAUCUCUAAGACGGCAGUAUUUGGAGAGAUGCGCUUCUCCGCCUCCACAAGGUUAAUGUAAAAGCGAAGCUACUCGGAGUGAUAUUCUAACGCUGUUGAAUAGUUCUCUGCCUGUAAAUUCACUAUCAGCCAGAACAACUGUAAGGUCUUCACCCAGCUCUCAUACACAAUGUGUGACAGUGGAUUUGUCCAUUACUGUGUUUUUUUCCGGGCUGCGGCUCCGUUCUUUACGUGUGUUAAUGAAGGUGCGCAAUUUGGGAUUGUCAACUAUUUUUAGAGGGAUGUUGGCGCUUGCAAAAGCAAUAUAUAUAUCCUCAUCAUUUACGUUUGUACACGUGUUUAAUGAAAAUGGCUCGUUUGUUCGGCUACAUUUUCUUAGAUAACAUGCCUACUAUUCCUAUAUAAUUUUGAUAACGGACAAUGAGUAAGUAAAAUAUUUAUGCCGAUUUAUUUCCUUAAUCAUUUGGUGCAUUAGGCUAAAGUGUAUGCUGUUGAUGCAAAUAUUUUUCUUUUAAUCUCAUUUGAAGUCAAUCCACACGGUUGGGAAUUGAUUUUGGACUAAUUGGAUAAUUAUGUUAGAUGAUCACGGUGUGAGAAAGUGCUAUACCGGACACGGGGUAGAAAAACAACAACCGAAGAACAACCAAAACGCCUGGCCCUAAUCAUUGGUGCCACCCUGUUUUAACAACAUUUAUGUAUUUACGUAUAUAAAAAUAAAUAUGUGUUUAAGCCUUAUAUUACAUGUAUUUAAAUAUAUGGACAUAUUACAAAAUUGGCCUUUUUGAUAUAUUUCUACAUAUAUGUUUAUAUAUUUAAAUAUAUGGAAAUACAUUUUGAGAGCAUGCUGUGGUAGAUAAGUAAAAUAAAUGCCCAAAUAUAUUUCAUAAAUAUAUGUUGCCAUGUAUUUAAAUGAAUGGAAAUGUUUGCCUUUUAUCUUAAUAAUGAUACUGUAGCUAGGCUACAUAAAUAAAAACAAUCAAUGCGUAAAACUACAAAGGUCAGGACUGAAUCACAAUAGCCUGUUGUGGUAGACUUUGUCUGAAUGAAUAACUGACAACAAAA
Messenger RNA from Oncorhynchus masou masou (cherry salmon), 3758 nucleotides. Its product is annotated as acyl-CoA Delta-6 desaturase-like. The record is from RefSeq and is a predicted model, not a curated record. The coding region runs from base 387 to 1751 and encodes 454 amino acids. Gene Ontology annotation, biological process: lipid metabolic process. Gene Ontology annotation, molecular function: oxidoreductase activity, acting on paired donors, with oxidation of a pair of donors resulting in the reduction of molecular oxygen to two molecules of water. Gene Ontology annotation, cellular component: membrane. The transcript is spliced from 14 exons. Lineage: Eukaryota; Metazoa; Chordata; Actinopteri; Salmoniformes; Salmonidae.